This is a messenger RNA of Pleuronectes platessa (European plaice), 1082 nucleotides long. RefSeq lists its product as uncharacterized. The transcript has 7 exons. The coding region runs from base 265 to 972 and encodes 235 amino acids. NCBI's taxonomy places the organism in Eukaryota, Metazoa, Chordata, Actinopteri, Pleuronectiformes, Pleuronectidae. The record is from RefSeq and is a predicted model, not a curated record.
AAAAAACGCCCGGGUGGCGCUGAGAAGCAUCGGGAAAAAAAGCUGAAGUCUCUGGAGGUGGAGGCUGCUACAUGUGCCAAACUGACGGACCUAUUUGGUGCCGGGUUCACCAGCCCAGCAGCAGCAGGUGCGCCGGGAGACGAGCGAGGAGGACUCGACAAUGAUGAGCGAGUGGAGGCAGACAUGACAUUAUAAUGUAUCCAUGUCCUUCUCCGGUUGACCACUUGACAUGUGAGCGCCUGAGGAGUUGUUCCCCCUCUGUCCAUGUUCGAUGACUUGCUCUCUGUCUGCCUCCACUCUCUGCCUUCACUGUACCAAAGUUUGUCUGUUGAGUCUCCUCUAGUCUGCAAGAUAACGUGCAACCAGCAUCAGCACCGGCCCAAACAGCCCCUUCCAAACAGGCAGGUUGAGAACAUCCACUGCUUGUAUGGCGACAUAAUUCUGAAGACCCAAGCCUCCCCUGUGUUUACGGAUGACGAUGUCACCUUGUGUUAUCAGCAUCAGAGCGGCAAACACAAACAAACCAGCUUCUUUAAAAACGGAGCAUUGAUUGACUCUAACAGUUCGUCCGGUUCAGACCGAGUCAUAAAGAUGACUCUUAAGAAUGUGACACGGGAAGAUGAAGGCUUCUACAGGAAACUUCACAUCAGAGGAGACUCCAGCCUCCACUGGUUCCUGGAAAUGGAUCAUUGCUUCAUGUGGGGUUCUACUUCUGAUCGUCAUUCCUUUGACUGUUUGGCUCGUUUGUCACUACAGGUACCAGAAGUUCUGCACUUGGAGCUGCUGGCCUGUUUCCAAACAGGAAGUUCCAGCAGGGGUGCUUCCUGCCACCAAGUUGGAUGUGACGGAGGUGCAGUGGGACCUGUCGUGGAUGGAGAUGUCCAACCUGUUGGAAAAGGAUUCUUAUUGUGGCACUUAAAGGGAAACUCUCUUCUGAAGCCCAGAGACUUAACUAUUGGGUCAAACCUAUGAGAAAGCUCAGUCAGUGCUGCAAUUUGUAGUAUUUGAUGGUCACAUGUCAAAAUAGUGCUACCUGAUAUAUUUUUGAAUUGAAUUAAAUGAGAUGUUUAGGAUUUAUAAGG